AUGAACAAAUUCGCAGGUAAACCUCUGGCCAAACUUGCUGUAGGUAGAAAAAAUGUUUGUAGUGCGUUUGCCUUACUCUUAUUGGGGAUUGGAUUACUAACGAAAUUGAUUGGAGAAUCUUUUCCAUCACGUAUAUGGGGGAAGGGGGGCGAUUCCUGGAAGAAAAUUCGCCAAUCGUGCCCACUUACUACUGACACACCACUGCCACCAGACAUUCAGGAGGAAUGGAGUAAUUAUUACAAGGAAUUACCACUUGUUCAAACCAUCAACUUCCCACGCAGAGUUCGAAUAAAAGAAGCUAUUGAGCUGCAGCUCCAUGGAUUUUGCGAUGCUAGUGAAGUAGCAUAUGGGGCCUGUGUUUAUCUAAGAUCAAAGGACAAGGACGGGAAUGUUAUUGUCAGCCUUUUGUGUGCUAAGUCCAGGGUUGCUCCACUUAAAAGGCAAACAAUCCCACGGUUAGAAUUGUGCGGUGCCUUACUCCUAACGACUCUGGUUGACAAUUUGAAAACAUGUAUUCACCAUCGAAUUGACCGAAUCUGUUAUUGGACGGACUCUACUGUCGUUCUGCACUGGUUAAAUACUUCGUCAAAUAAAUUACCGGUAUUUGUAAGCAACAGAGUCAUGAAUAUUCAGGAAAAAACAAACAUCAGCAAUUGGAAGCACGUGAGGACCCAUGAGAAUCCAGCAGAUCUGGUGUCUCGAGGACAGGUCCCCUCAGAGUUCAUAAAACCAUCACUUUGGCUGACGGGAGCUCCCUGGCUGGCAUCUGAGGAAACCACCUGGCCUGAUUUACAACUCCAAUUCUCAUCACCAGCGCCCGAAGAAAAGAUGCCGAAACCCAGACCAGCCAAGGUAUGCCUCGCUAUUUCUCAUAGCACUAAAGAGAAAAUCUCACGACAAGGCAACGCUCUUAUUUGGUAUUCAUCAAUGAAAAAACUCCAACGGAUAAUCGCACAUUGCCUCAGACUGAAAAAUCGCAAAACUGGUCCAAUGGCAGCUGAAGAAUUCGAGGCUGCUCUUCAGGCAAUUAUUUAUUGGGUACAACAAGAAACUUUCGCCCCGGUGAUCAAAGCAUUACGUCAAGAUGUUAAAUCUUCAACUCAGCAAUCAGAAUUAGCAAAAUUCAACAAGCUCAGCCGCUUUCUGGACAAACGGGGACUCUUACGAGUUGGUGGUCGAUUGAGAAAUGCUUUUAUUCCAUUGUCCCAACGUCAUCCUCUCAUCUUGCCGAAACGUCACCAUGUUACAAGACUUAUCAUCGAAAAUGAACACAUCGAGCAUCUACACUCUGGAUCGCAGGCCACACUCUAUGCUACUCGUCGUCGAUUUUGGCCACUCGAUGGAAGAAAUGUAACUCGACAAAUUGUCCGCAGUUGCAUCAAAUGCAUUCGUCACAAGCCCCCGUCAAUUGAUUAUAUCAUGGGGAGCUUGCCAACGGCUCGUGUGACAGAAUCUCGUCCUUUCUCUAACGUCGGAGUCGAUUAUUGCGGACCUUUUUUCAUAAAGGAAAAGAAAAUCCGUAACAAGGGCCGAGCCGUACAUUUGGAAGUCGUCAGCGAUCUCUCCGCCGAAACAUUCAUUGGUGCCCUACGUCGAUUCGUCGCCCGGAGAGGUAUGUGCAUCAAUCUAUACUCUGAUAAUGGAACAAACUUCGUGGGAGCAAACAAUGAACUUACAGAAAUCUAUGCCUUUCUCAAGAAUGAAGAAAAUCAAGCCAAAAUUAAAAAUCACACUUCAUCCAAAUCAAUCCAAUGGCAUUUCAUACCACCUCAGUCACCACACUUUGGAGGUCUGUGGGAGGCUGCUGUCAAAUCAUUCAAGCAUCAUUGGAAGCGCAUAGUGACAGACGAACUUUUGAGUUUCGAAGCUUUUAACACACUCGUCAUUGAAAUAGAAGGGGUUUUGAAUUCAAGGCCAAUUACACCAAUUUCAUCAGAUCCGAACGAUGUUAUUGCCCUCACGCCUGGACAUUUUUUGAUCGGCGACUCUUUAACGAAUCUUCGCGGCCCCGAUUUUUCACAAACUCCAACCAAUCGAUUAUCAUCCUGGCAACAUAUUCAGAAACUAAAACAGGAUUUUUGGAGUCGGUGGCACCGAGAAUACAUCAGCGAACUAAGUCUACGAUCAAAAUGGGUUAAGGGAGAAAACUUCAUCAAAGAAGGCACCAUAGUCCUAAUAAAGGAGGACAAUCUACCAGCACAACAAUGGGCUCUAGGCAGAGUGAUCCACGCUCAUCCAGGAAAGGACAACAUCAUUCGAACUGUGACAUUAAAAACAGCCAAGGGGAUAUUUGAUCGCAGCGUCAAGAAGCUCGCGCCCUUACUUUAUAACGAUGAAUAA
Messenger RNA from Diachasmimorpha longicaudata, 2340 nucleotides. RefSeq lists its product as uncharacterized. The record is from RefSeq and is a predicted model, not a curated record. Lineage: Eukaryota; Metazoa; Arthropoda; Insecta; Hymenoptera; Braconidae. Gene Ontology annotation, molecular function: nucleic acid binding. The transcript has 4 exons. Bases 1 to 2340 code for a protein of 779 amino acids.